Molecule: messenger RNA, 2023 nt
Organism: Cyprinodon variegatus (sheepshead minnow)
Lineage: Eukaryota; Metazoa; Chordata; Actinopteri; Cyprinodontiformes; Cyprinodontidae
Product: isthmin-2-like
Exons: 6
Coding region: 148-1443 (431 amino acids)
Source: RefSeq, a predicted model, not a curated record
AACUCCGUGGACCCGCUGGGUUCGGUUCAAAUACACACAGAGUUGGGAUCAUGCACUUCAGGACCUCGCGUGGAAAGCUUCCCACGGCCACCAUGUCCGGUCUGUAGGCUGCAGGAGCUUCCAGUUUGGAGCAGAACCUUUGGGACUAUGGAGCUGAGAGAAGCGCUGCCUCUGUGGCUGCUGAUCCUGGCUGCGGAGCCGCUCUUUGGACUCCCAAACCCGAACACCUCCGCCCAGGGCAAAGCUGCUGGAGCACAGGAUCAUGUGGAUCUGGAGCAUCUUCUGCAGGAGAACCUUCCUCCUUCGUCUCCUUCCUUAUCCAGACGCCCCCGGUCCCGGGACCGCCUCCCAGCAGCUGAAACUGAAGAGGAGCCAGGAGGCUUCAUCCUGGACCUGAGGAACUUCCCUGAUCUGGCCAAUGCAGACGUGGGCUCUCAAAACCCCAACAUCCAGGUGACCAUCGAGGUGGUGGAGGACUCCCAGACGGAGACAGAGGUGGAGAUAGACCUGGCGAAGGAGAACCAGAGGAAUGAUUGGUCGCUUUCGUCCUCCGAGUGGAUCAACAGUCACAGGAAACUGUUCUGGCCUUUGUUUUGGGAGUACCCAGAACAGCCGGAGAACAGGCUGAGAGCAACCGCCUCUGAAGAACAGUCUGCGGACUACAGCUAUGAUCCAGCGGACCCCGCCCUCAGGGGAGUGGGCUCAGACUGGGGGAGAGGCUGGGAAGCAAAGGAUGCAUUGGAGUAUGAGGAGUGGAGCAUCUGGGCUCCGUGCAGUGUGACCUGUGGUUCUGGUUCCCAGAGACGGACCCGGUCCUGCGGCUACGCCUGCACGGCGACUGAAUCCCGCACAUGUGACCUGCACAGCUGUCCCAAUGCUGUAACCAAGGUGACGUCUGUCCGCCUGACUAACGGGAGCGAAUCUGGUGUGGACAGCUGUGAAAAGUGGCUGAGCUGCAGGACUGCGUUCCUCCAGAAGUACCUGCGCCAGGUCCUGACGGAGCUGCCCAGCUGCCCCUGCUCCUACCCCUCUGAGGUCAUCUACAGCGCCAUCAACGUCCAGGACUCCAGGCUGCAGAGAGCCUACCGCUGGAGGGACGCCAGCGGACCUACAGAGCGGCUGGACAUCUACAAACCAUCGGCCCGGUUCUGCAUUCGCUCCAUGCUGUCAUACCACAGCACCACGCUGGGGGCGCAGCACUGCUGCUACGACGGCCAGAGGAGGCUGAUCACCCGUGGCAAAGGAGCCGGGGCGCCAAACCUGAUCAGCACUGAGUUCUCUCCAGAGCUGCACUACAAGGUGGACAUCCUGCCCUGGAUCCUCUGCAAAGGAGACUGGAGCAGGGUCCAUUCGGUGAGGCCGCCAAACAACGGGCUGGACUGCAGCCAGAACCCUCCGGAGGAAGUUUUCCAGAGCGAGCUGAAAGAGGCCCGGGAAUACUGAGGCUUUGGACCCGGAAUGAGCUGGAAUGAGCCUGAAGGAGCAUAUUUAUUAUCCACUGAGUCUCCUCAUGGAGAACAUUCAUGUAGCUGAACAGGAAGUGAAUCAAUGUCCUCAUGUUGAUCGAGCCGCUGAGAGCUGCAUUUGAGUUCAGACCUUUAUUGGAUUUGGCACAAAUAAAAAACAAUAAAACUAAGAGGAACAAACAGCGUUUAAAUCUAUGAUAAAACGUCCUGCAAACUCCAAAAUCAGACCAAACCAAUAAAGAUGUGCAAAGAAGGAACGCUGCCAGACAGGAGGUCGGCUGCAGACCUCCAGAUUAUAGUUGUUGGAGGUGAGAUGUUUUCCUUUGCUCUAAACUUAGACUAAAGUUAAGCUAAGUUAUUAGUCUUCCUUUAUAUUGACCAGUGCUGCAGUUCCUCCCAUAGAUCAUUUUUAAUAUUGCAGCAGGUUUCCUGCUCUGUGAUGCUUGGAUGUCAUAAAACAAGCAAAUGAUCAACGGUUUCUACCGCUCUUUCAUUUUUCUCUCCAUAUUUUCUUGUUGGACGUAUUUCAGAUUUGAACAGGAUGAAUGGAUGGAUGG